CCCUGGCCGGGGCGGAGCGCUGGCUCCCUCCCUCACUUGCUCCGGCCCGGUGGCGGCGGCAUGGAGGCCUUCGUGCUCUUCACCAACCAGACCCAGGGCCGUGACCGGCUGUUCCGGGCCGCACAGUACGCCUGCAUGCUGCUCGGCCACGUGCUGGAGCGCCGGGCCGGCCCUGGGGCCGCGCGGGCCGCCCUCCUCCAGCUGGAGGCCAGCAUGAGCUCCGGCCGCAAGCUGUUCAGAUUGGGCAACAUGGUGCACGCCAUAGUAGCAGCCAGGCAAACCAUCCAGCUGCCAGACCCGAUACCCCGCAUCUGCUUGACGGCCUCCAACCUGACCCGUGCCCUGUAUUUCAUCUGUGACACAGUCCUGUGGCUGAAGAGCGUUGGUCUCCUCCCUCACGUAUACAAAUGGAAGUGGCGGAAUUGGGCCACUAAGUGCUAUUACUAUUCACUGCUGAUGAAUCUGACCAGGGAUUUAUAUGAGAUCUCCUGGCUUCUGGAACAAGCUGCUGAAAAGGAGAAGGCAAAGGAGAACUCCUUUCCUUGGGACACACAAGACCAGGACCUGAUCUGCCUGGAAACUGAACGGCAGUCACAGCCAUUUCUUCUCCUGCUGUAUUGCACACUGAAGAAGCAUCCUCCUUUGUUGCUAGACACAACAAAGAACCUUUGUGAUCUUUCUAGUCCUUUGGACCGUCUGGGCAUCUACAAGACCAACCCAGGAAUUAUUGGGCUCUGUGGCCUCCUCUCCUCCUUGGUAGGGAUCCUCACGAUAGCAAGGCCUCAUCUGAAGCUGAAAUAAUGACUGGAGAGCAGUGUGGUCAUGCACUGUGAGCUGACAGCUCAGUCUCUCUGCCUGGUUUUAUUCCUAGGUUAGCACUUUAAAGAAUAAGUAUGUUUGACAAUCACUCCUCAAACAAGGGCUAAUCUCUGGAGGAGUUAGUUAUACUUUUUCUUCAUCCCGGGCAUCCUUGCAGGUGGGGAACUGCUUAACGCUGUGACAGAUUGCACAAGAGAGGAGACGGGAGAAGGAAGAGAUGGAGCAAGGACUAAGAAAAAAUCUCUCUGGAUUUCUGUCACACGCUGUUCUUCAGAGAGAUUGCUGCUUGAGAAGGGAGAUGUUCCUGUACUUGAGUAGAGUGGUGUUAAAUUGUUACAUGGGCAACUAAUAUAUAAGCCAUAAAUAAUGGUGCUGACACUGGAUGGGUAGAAUUCAGUGAUCAGAGGCUUAUAUAAUCAAAUGUCUGUGUCUAGCAUGUUCAGGCAUGUUGGCAUCAGAAAUAUUCUGGGGCUAUAUUUCCAGUAGCUUAGAUAAGUCAGUUCUGUGAAAGGAUAGGAUGUAGUGAGCCUGCCAUCUCUAGGCAUCAGUUCAAGUCCAGCUCAAUCUGGUAGGAACUGGAAAGUUGAACUAUCAAAUAAUAUAACAUGGACACCAUUGAAAAUAGGUUGGCCUGGAUCCAGCUCCUAGUGAAUAAGGGUCCACAUGCCAGAAUCCACCACCUCUCUGCCCUUACUACUGACAGUGCAAGGCCAAACCUUGCUCAGGCCGUGCAAUCCAAAUUACGCUCCAGAGGGGUCUUCUAGGUCUGAGAGGGCAUGUUGGCAAGGGGGCCUGUGUGAGGGAAGCCUCAGUGCUGCUCAGGCUGGGGAUGAGCCACAAACUCCAGUAUGCACAGCUACCUACCUGGCAUUGCUCAAGUGCUGGAAAUGUCACUGUUCCUGGGAGUGUUUGAAGCAGGAGGCUGCUGGACGCUCUGCAGGAGGGUGGCUAAAAUACGACCUAUAGUAACCUCCAUUUUACUGUGAAAGUGCAUCCAUAAACACCAGCAAUCCUAGCAUGGUGGUCUGAGCAGUCAGGAUCUCCAAAGGUCUAAUAUUUGUCUCCUUGCUGGAAAUUAAAUGGUGGCCUGAUUUCUUUGUUGGGAGGUUCCUGGGCAUGCACCUCAUCUCUCUGGGGCCUUGGAACUGCUUUCUCUUUUGCUAGGGUUUGACUAGAGUCUGAAUAUAGUGGAAAACUUAGUAAACUACUGAAGUGGCUUCUAGCUUGAGUAGCUGCCUUCUUGUGCCAAGAGGGCAUAGUGCAAGGCUGAGCCAACCUCUAGUGUUUCUCCUUCUAGGGCUGGGGCUGAUGGGAAACCUGAAACCCAGGAGCCAGGCUGGUGGGUUGCCAGGCUUUCCCUGAGGCUUCCUGGUAUGGAAGAGGAAACCUUUUAAGUGGAUUUUAGAAACUAUGACACAACAUUCCUUUUCCCAGCUGGAGACUACGAUUUAAUGCACCUUAAUGUAGCUUAAUGAAACUGAAGUAGAAUUAACGACAUGGAAAGAAUCCUUUUAGUGCCUUUACCUUAUCUACCUCCCAUGUACCAGUUGGAUAAGGGUGGUGGCUGCUGCUGUUGUACUGUAUCUGGAAAACACAAGCAAUAAAUUGUAAAUGAGAUUGAA
This is a messenger RNA of Gavialis gangeticus (Gharial), 2441 nucleotides long. It is a transcript of the gene PEX11A, whose product is annotated as peroxisomal biogenesis factor 11 alpha. Lineage: Eukaryota; Metazoa; Chordata; Crocodylia; Gavialidae. Gene Ontology annotation, cellular component: peroxisomal membrane. Gene Ontology annotation, biological process: regulation of peroxisome size; peroxisome fission. The transcript is spliced from 3 exons. The record is from RefSeq and is a predicted model, not a curated record. The coding region runs from base 61 to 801 and encodes 246 amino acids.